GAGCAGGAGCUAGCCGUGGGAGAACAAGAAGCUAUAGAGCUAUAGAUCGAGUCGUUUCGAUCUUCCUCGAUCGCCGUUGUCUUCCUCCUCUGGGUCUGUAGCAUAUAUAGCCAAAGCAUGUGGAAGCUGAAGAUUGGCGAGGGUGGUGGGCCGUGGAUGCGGUCCACCAACAACUUCGUGGGCCGGCAGACGUGGGAGUUCGACCCUGAGCUGGGCACCCCGGAGGAGCUCGCUCAGAUCGAAAACGCGCGCGAAGAGUACCGCAAGAAUAGGUUCCGCCGGAGGGAGUGCGACGACCUCCUCAUGCGCACUCCCUCCUCAUGCGCAUGCAGUAUGCCAAGAUGAACCCUCUGUUAGACAGGAACCUUCCCAAGAUUAAACUGCUGGGAGAAGACGAACCUGUCACAGGGGAAGUCGUGAUGACCGCACUUAAACGGGCACUAAACCGUAUCUCCACGUUGCAAGCGCAUGAUGGGCACUGGCCUGGUGAUUUCUCUGGGGUUAUGAUCCUUAUGCCUACCAUGCUGUUUGCUCUCUACGUCACCGGGACGUUAAAUACUGUCUUAUAAGCGGAGCAUCAGAAAGAGAUUCGCCGGUACAUGUACAACCAUCAGCAUGAGGACGGUGGAUGGGGACUGGAUAUUUUGGGUCCAAGCACAAUGUUUGGGACUGUCCUGAACUAUGUCUGUCUGAGGCUAUUGGGUGAAGGGCCUGACGAUGGUGAUGGUGCAAUGGAGAAAGCGCGAGCAUGGAUACUAUAUCAUGGCAGUGCUGCUGCGAUACCUCAGUGGGGAAAGAUAUGGCUUUCGAUGCUUGGCUUAUAUGACUGGUCUGGAAACAACCCAAUGAUUCCUGAACUGUGGUUGGUCCCACGUUUCCUUCCAAUUCAUCCUGGGAAUUUUUGGUGCUUUUGCCGAAUCGUCUACUUGCCCAUGGCUUAUAUUUAUGGGAGGAAAUUUGUUGGACCAAUCACACAAACUAUCUUGGAACUGAGGGAGGAGCUAUACUAUGAACCAUAUGAUGAAACUGAUUGGAACAAGGCUCGUAACACAUGUUGCAAGGAUGAUCUUCGCUAUCCACGGACAUUUGUACAAGAUGUUUUGUGGACAAGUCUUCACAAGUUUGUUGAACCGGUUUUAAGUCGAUGGCCUUUCACACAUUUACGAGAGAAAGCUUUGAGAUAUCUUAUGGAACAAAUUCAUUACGAGGACGAAAAUAGUUGUUACAUUUGCCUAAGUCCUAUUAGCAAGGGGCUGCAUAUGAUUUGUUGUUGGAUUGAAGAUCCAAACUCAGAGGAAUUCAAAAAACAUAUUCCAAGGAUUUUUGAUUAUUUGUGGAUUGCGGAAGAUGGCAUGAAAUCACAGGUUUAUGAUAGCACUAAUCUUUGGGAAACAACAUUUAUGGUUCAAUCCAUUUGCUCAACUAAUCUUUCUCAAGAAUAUGGGCCAACACUAAAUCGAGCCUACGAGUACAUUAAGAAUUCCCAGGUUCUUAAGGAACAUCCAGGAGAUCAAAGAUAUUGGCACCGGCAAGCUUCAAAAGGUUCUUGGACACUUUCUAGUGCAGACAAUGGUUGGGCUGUAUCCGAUUGUACAGCAGAAGGACUCACAGCUUUGUUACUUUUGGAGAAGGUGUCUCCUAGCUUCGCUAUUUCAAGACCAAUAGACCGACAAAGGCUGUAUGAUGCUGUUGAUUGUCUGUUCAACUUUAUGAACAAAGAUGGUACAUUUUCAUCAUACGAAUCCAAAAGGGGGUAUUCGUGGCUGGAGGUUUUGAACCCUUCGGAGACAUUUGUGAAUAUUCUUGUUGAUUAUCCGUACGUUGAGUGCACCGCUUCAGCAAUUCAUGCCUUGGCGCUGUUUAAAGAACAAUACCCAGAAUAUCGUAAGGAAGAUGUAGAAACAUGUAUUACAAAUGCUGCUACUUUUAUUGAGAACAGUCAAAUGCCCGAUGGUUCAUGGUAUGGGACAUGGGGUGCAUGUUUUACAUACGCCACAUUCUUCGCAGUUAAAGGACUAAAGCAUGCAGGAAAGACAUACCAUAAUUGUUCGUGUCUUCGGAAAGCAUGUAACUUUUUAUUGGCAAAACAAUUGCCUUCCGGUGGAUGGGGAGAGAGCUAUCUUUCAAGCCAAAAUAAGGUGUAUCUAAAUUUUAACGAUGGCCAUGAUCAUGCCGUGCACACGUCUUGGGCUAUGCUAGCACUCAUCGAUGCCGGGCAGGCUGACUUCGAUCCAACACCUUUGCACCGUGCUGCAAAGCGAUUGAUCAAUAUUCAAAUGGAAUGUGGUGAAUUUCCUCAGCAAGAACACGUCGGGUGCUUUAACUCAUCAUUGUUCUUCUCUUAUCCCAACUAUCGCAAUAUAUAUCCUAUUUGGGCCCUUGGAGAGUACCAUCAAGCUAUGAAUCUGAAAAACUCCAAAAGUUAAAUAUAAAUGCACCUUUUCAGUCUUCAUCAAAAUAUGCAUGCCUAGAGCGAUACAUAAACUUGCGGGUACACCAGGAGUUCCAAGUCAAACUUUGUGUUUAGUUAUAUUUAGAAAACCACAAUCAUGUGUUUGUGUUUGUUUGUGUGGGUGUCCGCGCACAUGGGUACGAGUCCUGGAUCUUUGUAAUAUAAAGGAUGCAAUAGUUAUACACAAGCACCAUACCAUGUUUGGAGGUAUGUGUUAUCUCGUGGUUUAUUUGUAUUUUUCAAACUUGGCGAAAGAGAAUGGAGUGUAUUUUUGGCGGAGUUCA
Brachypodium distachyon (stiff brome) is the source of this 2736-nucleotide messenger RNA. RefSeq names its product cycloartenol synthase-like. Gene Ontology annotation, molecular function: intramolecular transferase activity. NCBI's taxonomy places the organism in Eukaryota, Viridiplantae, Streptophyta, Magnoliopsida, Poales, Poaceae. The transcript has 18 exons. Gene Ontology annotation, cellular component: lipid droplet. The record is from RefSeq and is a predicted model, not a curated record. Bases 600 to 2426 code for a protein of 608 amino acids. Gene Ontology annotation, biological process: triterpenoid biosynthetic process.